CGAACAACGAAAUACGCCCAACAAAAACCCUUUUAUAAUACAGUAAGCUCACCGCGAUCUCAUCUAAAAACAGUCGAUCCCAAUUUCUUCCUCCUUCUUCUCUGAUCCUUGUCCAGUCUCCAUCCCUCCUUCUUCAGUCUACUCCCAGUUCUCAUCUCAUCGCCCUGAGAGCCAAAUUCUCUUCAGAACGAGCUCAGCAUCGAGGGAUUUGGCCUCCGAAACCCUAAUCUAAGGGCCAUCCAUCAGAUCCGAAUCGAACCGAUCGUUUCCACUUCGGAUCUGGAUCCUGAUCUCCGCAGAUUCGGAUAGUUAGGGUUUCUACCUACUGGAUUCAAGAUUUCCGUCAAAUUUUAGGCGUGAUGCGGUUUCUAUAGUUGUUUUUUUUGGAAGAAUGAGGGGUUUCAGGGCUAAGUGCAGGGUGGGAUCUCUAGUGCUUCUCUUCGUAAUUGUCGGAUUGGCUGCUCUCUAUGGGUUACUGAAGCCGAUCUCGAGUGGAUGCAUCAUGACUUACAUGUAUCCCACUUACAUUCCGAUCUCAACUCCGGCGGAUGUUUCGUCGGAUAAGUAUGGGUUGUUCUUGUAUCAUGAGGGUUGGAAAAAAAUAGAUUUUGCGGAGCAUCUUAAGCAGCUCAGUGGAGUUCCUGUCCUGUUCAUCCCUGGAAAUGGGGGGAGCUACAAGCAGGUGCGUUCUUUGGCUGCUGAGUCUUCAAGGGCAUACCAAGCUGGACCACUAGAGCCAACUUUCUAUGGAGAAGCAACCACUGCACCUGUUGAAGAAGGAAGUAAUUUGUUGCCAGAGGAUUUGGAUGAUUUUGAACACCCUAGCCAGUACACACACAUGCUGGACUGGUUCGCCGUGGACCUUGAGGGGGAACAUUCUGCAAUGGAUGGGCAGAUACUUGAAGAGCACACUGAAUAUGUUGUAUAUGCCAUCCACAGGAUAUUGGAUCAAUAUAAAGAAUCUCAUGAAGCCCGAUUGAAGGAAGGUGCUGAAAAUUCUGGAAGUUUGCCUACUAGUGUUAUCUUGGUGGGUCAUUCUAUGGGUGGCUUGGUGGCAAGAGCUGCAGUGGUCCACCCUCACUUGCGGAAGUCGACUGUUGAAACCAUCUUAACACUCGCAAGCCCCCACCAGUCGCCUCCUGUUGCAUUGCAACCAUCAUUGGGUCAUUACUUUGCAAAAGUAAAUGAUGAGUGGAGAAAGGGUUAUGAGAAAAAAACGUCCCAUGCAGGCCGUAUCUUGGCUAAUCCUACACUGUCUCGUGUAAUUGUUAUUUCAAUAUCUGGCGGCAUUAAUGACUUCCAGGUUCGAUCAAAGUUAGCAUCUUUAGAUGGAAUUGUACCCUCCAGUCAUGGUUUUAUGAUAAGUAGCUCAGGCAUGAAGAACGUAUGGCUUUCAAUGGACCACCAAUCCAUUCUAUGGUGUAAUCAACUAGUUGUACAGGUUUCACAUACUCUUCUUAGUUUGAUAAAUCCUGAAAGUGGGCAUCCUUUCCCAAGCUCAAAAAAAAGGCUCAUUGUUUUUACCAAAAUGCUGCAAAGUGGUAUUCCUCAGAGUUUGAAUUGGAAGAGACAUGUGCAUCCA
Asparagus officinalis (garden asparagus) is the source of this 1582-nucleotide messenger RNA. Its product is annotated as GPI inositol-deacylase-like. Lineage: Eukaryota; Viridiplantae; Streptophyta; Magnoliopsida; Asparagales; Asparagaceae. The transcript is spliced from 6 exons. Gene Ontology annotation, molecular function: hydrolase activity, acting on ester bonds. The record is from RefSeq and is a predicted model, not a curated record. The annotation marks the transcript as partial.